AUGCAGACUGCCAACCAAGAUGUCGCCGAUGAUGACGUGGCCCAAACCCCGGUGGGUCUUGAUGCGCAGACGAUAAACAAGCUCGCCGCGCUGAAACAGUCGGUGCUGGAUAUAAACUCCAAGAUCCAUCAUGUCACCACAUCCGCCCCACAGAUCGAGCGAGUCCUAGCAGAAUCUCUCCGGACACCGUUCACCGAAAAGAUAACGAAGGUCCGCCUCCGAAAGAUGGAAAAGCUCCGUCUUCCAACCUUUGACGGUGUAUCCUACCCUUCUGCUCACGUCAUAUCCUUCAAUAUCGCGAUGCGACGCACGAACCUCUCUGAUGAGGAAAAAGACGCCGGCUUUUGUCAACUUUUCGUCGAAACCCUAGAAGGUAUCGCUCUUAACUGGUUCACCGGUCUUCAGGAGAACUCCGUUGAUAGUUUUCACGGCCUCUCGACGGCUUUCCUCAAAAAUUACAUCAUGUUUACUAGACAAGAAGCCACCACCACGGAUCUUUGGAACCUCAACCACGCAAACGGGCAGAGCUUGGGAUAUUUUAUGGAGAAGUUCAAAUCCAUUGUCUCGAAAGUCGACGUACCAGAUCAUAUAGCCGUGGAGUCGUUGAUGAACACCCUCCACAUUAAGUCACCAUUUCGGGCUGACCUUUACCGACACCCGACGAGAUCAGUACCAGAUGCCAUCGCUCGAUCCAAUAACUUCAUUCGAAUGGAGGAGGAUACUAGGGCCAAGGCAGCCAAAGAAGCUGCAGGAAAACAAACUCCCGCCCGGACGAACGACGCUCAUCAAGAACCGCGCCAACAAGUGGCAAGCCUAACCAGAAGAAGGGCUACAUGA
Messenger RNA from Brassica napus (rape), 837 nucleotides. RefSeq lists its product as uncharacterized. The coding region runs from base 1 to 837 and encodes 278 amino acids. The record is from RefSeq and is a predicted model, not a curated record. The transcript has a single exon. Lineage: Eukaryota; Viridiplantae; Streptophyta; Magnoliopsida; Brassicales; Brassicaceae.